AUGGAAUCAUGGGCAGGCGCUUCUUCCGACGCGGUGCGCUUGCCCGGCAAUGGCACCACUUCCAUCGAGGAUUUGCUCGCCGGGGUGACGUGGGUUCGGGAUUUAACCGAUGCAAGCCUUGCAGUGGAGCGUGUGCACAAUGCAUUCGUGCAGGUAAUCUUUAGUGUCCUGCCAGAGGACAAUGUCGACGACAGUGAUGUCGCCCAUCGCUUCGUGACUGCGGCGGAGCGACAAAGAAAGGCGGAGCGCGCCCGUCGUCUGCGCGAGGAGGCACGUCGUGAAUUGGAGAAUCUGCGCGAUGACCUGGUGAGCGGCUCUGACGACUCGGAGCAGCGCAGUGAGGACGAGGAGGACCUGAGCCUUGACGAGACGAAUCUGGUCGACCUUGAAACGAACGAGUUCAUGCGCUGGAUUGAAGCCGGCGCCUCCGGUAGCUUUUCCCUGUCGCGGCAUCAAACUGAUGAGGAGGCCUUGCGCGACGACCUCGAGUUCAAGUUGGAGCAGACAGGGCUUGGCAAGUCAACGGAAUCCGCUGUGCGGGAGGCAUGUCCGGAGCGACUCAAAGAGGUGCUUGUGGAGCCUCGAAUGCUUCCGGACGGUAGUGUGUGCGAAUUCUCUCCCCAGUGCGAGGUUUACUGGGUGCUACGUCAGCUGCGCAAUGCUGGUCAGCCCUUCGCACACAAUACGCGCAUCUGCGCCCUCGCCAGUCGUCCGCUCUCCGAGAUUGUCGACGAGCCGGUGGUGGUCGCGCUGGGGUAUGCACUGCAGAAGAUGACGGUAGAGCACUAUGAGCCUGGUCACCUCAUGGUGUAUCACCAGACACCCCUGCACCCACUCCUGUGCGCUUUGCUGGAAGGGUCGGUGCUGACCGAAGACGCCAGGCACACCAUCGCACCGGCAUCCUACGCGUACAAUGUCACCACUGGCCAGCGCCAGGAGCCCGCUAUCGGCGAAACCUAUGUCGGAUUCGACGCCGUAGCACGCCACUCGAUUGGCGAAGGCGACCCGCUAUGGUAUGGCGAGCGACGCGAGCGCCAUUACGCCCAGCGCAAACCGUGCUUCAUCGAGCUUGGCCGCCUCCUUGUCCGUCUCGUGGAGCUGAACCGCCUGUUUCGCGGCCUGGAAUACCGUCGGCAGCGCAUGAUUGCCUCACUUAAGGACCACCCGGAUGCUCGUGUGCAGGAUCAGCGGACGAUCCUCAGCUCCCUCGUAUUCGAGAGCGCAGUGGAGGCGGAUAUUUGGCUGACCUUUGUAGACAGCCUUCAGGGUCUGCACGGCACCGACCCCUACCUGCGCAUUCGAGAGCUCGGUCUCGAGGAUGCCUUUGAAGAAUUCAGCAUUACCGGCCUGCAGUAUCAGGAGAAUCUGCGGUCCAACACGGCUGUGACGCUGUGUCCGAGCAAUGCGCACAUGAGCCUGCGCGACUGGGCUGCAAAUGUCGGCCGCACGCUGGCCCGGUCACUCGAUGGUGAGCAGAUUCUGUCCUUGUUCACUAAAGCACUGGUAUCGCAGUUCUCCAAGGCGCCGAUACUAGCGAAUAUGGUGGUGGAUGUCUUCUGCGCCGAGGGCGACCUUAUCGUCAGCUACAAGCGCUCGGAGCGUGCUGACCAGAUCUUCUCGCUGGCCAGCAUGUUCACGGAGCACGCGCAGUACUUUCUUGAGCUUCUCGAGAUGGAGCACAAUGACCUUGUGAAGCUGUACUUUGUGCUAGAUCAGAAACUCGUCUACGACAUCCUCAACCUCGAAGGCCUCUACCAACGCCGCGAAGACACGGACUGGUGGCGCGCGCGCGACGAGGCUAUGAGCUUCGUUGUAAUUCGCCUGUUGGAGGUGCUUCCGACGCAGGUGCGUGCUCAGCUCACCGCAAACGCCGAGUACGUCGUGAGCGCGUCGUCGGCGCAGCGCCUCAGUACGUUCUGUGCACAGGGUUCGUACGCCGCGACUCGACUGCAGCUCAGCGACUUCGACGGCGCCGCGCGAGUGUGGGAGCCUCAGUGGAACGUAGUGGAAGCCCUCCCCGCAACGAAAGACGCGCACGACCUCAGCCGCGUCUGUGCAGUGUAUCGGGGCAACAGCGGCGUAACGGCCUUUACCUUCAUUGACGAACAUGGAACAGUACUGGGCACGACACGUUGGGUGGACUGUGCUGUGUCGACAGUGAGCGGGCGUGAGCGGGCGGUGCUGCAGGCAAUACAAUUGCGGAAGCUGUUCACGCAGUGCCGGCCUACGGUGGUGGCCAUCGGCGCCUCCUCCACCGCGUGCCUGCCGCUGUUGCGCACCCUCGAGAAGUUUGUGCGCGAGCAGAUCCACCAGAGCACAUUUGUUGACGUGCCGGUUGUGUGGGCAAGUGUGGAGGUGCCGCGGUACUACAGCGUGACCACAUAUGCGCGGUUAGAACUGCCACAAGCGGAGAACAUUGUGGUGACGAGCAUUGCUCUUGCCCGCUACGUGCAGGACCCGCUGCAGGUGUUGUGCUCCUUGUUCGAGAGUGAGCAGACGGCGCUGCAGCUGUGCCGCACGAUGCGCAUCUCCCCCUCGCACGACCGCCAGCUCUACCAGCGCCUGGCGUGGGAAAUGAGUCUGUGGGUGGCGGCGGUGGGCCUGUGGGUCAGCGAUGUCGUGUUCCGUCCCAAUGCAGCCGCGAUGCUGCAGUUUGUACCCGGCCUCGGCCCCGCCAAAGCGCGGGCGUUGGCCAGCUCCAUCCUUUGCUCGGACGUCCCGCAAAGCCGACGGCACGUGGAGCAGCUUCUGCAGCAAUACGGGGCCGCUAUCGUGCAAAACGCCGCACCGGUGCUGCGUGUUCGCUCCCCGGAGCAGUGCGACGGGGAGCUCCCGUGGCACCCUCUCGAUGCAACCCUGAUUCCGUCGCCGUGGUACACGAUCGCUUGCAUGGUGGCAAAGGCCACUGCCCCCUCAUCGACGCUGCCCGCAGAGGCAUUGCUGGUGGGGCUGCUUGAGAUGGCGCAGGAGGAGCGCCGGGCUGCACUGUACCGUGUCGACGUGCCUGCUGUGAUGGCCAAGGUCAAGGCGAGUGAGACAGUACCGGCGGACAUGGGCCGUCGUGAAGUGGAGUUCAUGGUGGACGAACUUGUUGCCAAUGGCCGCUCCUUUAUGCGCCGCCCGUAUCGCCGUCUCACCAACGUAGAGUUUAUGAGUUGCAUUACCGGCAUCACGUACCUCUCCAGUGCUGACGUCAACGCACUGUCGAAGGGAGCAGGGGCGGGAAGCGGCAGCGGCAGUGGUGGCACCUUCGUGGUGCGCGAGGGUGACUACAUUACGGGUACAGUCACCAACUUGCAGGGCGGCUCCACACCUGGUAUCCGCCUGGCCACCUCGCGCGGCGUGACCGCCUUUAUCGCAGCAGCGGAUAUCCGCGAUGAGGCAAUGCGCGUCGACCUUCUCGAGUACAUUCGUAGGACUGAGCAGCUGCGGGACUGGGCUCGCCAUGAAAAUGGUGAUGGACGUCCGCCGGAGCGAGUGGAGGCUCCUGUGUGGCUUCGACGCGGUGCUCUCCUGCAAGGCACGGUGCGCCGCUGUGUCUGGGCGCGCUGUGAGCUGCAUCUGCAGUGGUGCUCCCCACGCGAGGAGCUGGCGGUGGCAAGCGACGGCAAUGGUGAAGGGGAGACGGCCAUGCCGUCGUACGGCAACAUGGAACGCGGCGCCAGCAGCAGCGUGAACUCGCUGAACACGACGCAGGUGGAGCAGCAAGUGCGCGUGUUCGCGACUAAGAUGUCGCGCCACCCGCUCUUCCGCGACGUCUCCAAAAAAGGUGCAGCCAACAUGCUACGCGACAAGGAGAUCGGCGAGUCGCUUCUGCGUCCGCGCACCGCGAGUGUGCACCGGCUCGUGUGUGAGGUGAAGGUCGGCGGCAACGCUACCAACCACUGGGUCAUCUCCGAGGAGCGUCGCGCGAAUGGGCAGUUCUACUACAAGGUUGAGGAUCGCGUCGUGGAUCGACAGUGGGAGUUCACAGACGUGGACGACUUCCUGUGCAACUUUGUGGAACCGAUGGUGAAGCGCAUCCAAUCGAUUCGCGCGCAUCGCCGAUUUGAGGACAGCGCCGAAUACGUGCAGGCCGCGCUCGACGCUCAACGAGAAGUGAGCGGGGGCUUCGCCUACGUCUUCACCGAGACGGAGAGCAAACGACACCUUUACCGAGUGUACUCGAGCGGUGGUAACGAGACGUACGACUUCCCGCUACACAUCACAGGCGAGUUCAUCUACAUUCGCCUGCCGUUUUUCCACGAUGGGAAGCCGACCAACAAGUGGGUGCCUUGCAAGAGUGCGGAGAAGGUAAGUGAGACGGUGAAGAACUACGCCCGCGCGAUGAGCAAGCGGCCAGAGAGUGGUUAG
Leishmania braziliensis MHOM/BR/75/M2904 is the source of this 4353-nucleotide messenger RNA. RefSeq lists its product as hypothetical. NCBI's taxonomy places the organism in Eukaryota, Euglenozoa, Kinetoplastea, Trypanosomatida, Trypanosomatidae. Gene Ontology annotation, biological process: transcription elongation by RNA polymerase II; transcription elongation-coupled chromatin remodeling; nucleosome organization. Bases 1 to 4353 code for a protein of 1450 amino acids. Gene Ontology annotation, cellular component: transcription elongation factor complex. Gene Ontology annotation, molecular function: histone binding; nucleosome binding. The record is from RefSeq and is a predicted model, not a curated record. The transcript has a single exon.